CGGACACUGCCAGGCAAGAUAGGCAGCCAACGUUGCGGGAUCGAAUUGGAGGGAUUGGGAUGUUUCUGGGGUAGGUUGGUAUGUAAUGCGCCGGUAUCAUCGGGGGCUCGUUACUCACCGCCCGGGCCUAUGACGCCACUGGCCGACCCUGGCUGCCUGGGGCUGCCCGCUGAGUCAGGGUUCCUGGCCAAUGGCGGCGCCACAUUGCCGCCUGCUGCAUUAGGUAAGUUGGUACCUCCCGCCAUCAUCGACCGUUGACUGUUAUCGGGCGAUCUGCCUGGAGCUUGCUUCCACUCCCUCCUUGGUACUGUGUCGGCUUCAACAGAGGUCUGUUCCUGAAGUACCUAGGUCGUGAACUGGCCAUCUCUUCAGCCUCAUCUCAGAGAUUUAUCCUGUCGGCUAGGAUUCUCUCCAGCCCCUCCCCGUCGCUGCUACCCAACGUCAUAGCGACCCUAGGCUCCGCCAUCGUCAGAUCAUUCAUCCAUUGCGCACCGGCAGCAUGGCGGGGUGGUUCUCUUCAACCUCACCGAUCGAGGAGCAGGUGGAAAAGGCGACCGCAUCGUCACUGGAAGACAUUGCUCUUAACCUAGAAAUUUCCGACCUGAUUCGAUCAAAGAGUGUUCAGCCCAAAGAUGCUAUGAGAUGCUUGAAGCGACGCUUAGAGAACAAGAACCCAAACAUACAGCUGGCGACUUUGAAGUUGACAGAUACAUGCGUGAAAAAUGGCGGCACGCAUUUCCUGGCGGAAAUUGCGUCGCGUGAAUUUAUGGAUAACCUCGUCUCACUUCUCAAGACCGAGGGGGCACCGCUGAACUCCGACGUGAAGGCAAAGAUGCUAGAACUAAUCCAGGACUGGGCCAUGGCAGCCCAAGGCCGUAUGGACUUGAGUUACGUUGGGGAAACGUAUCGGAGGCUGCAGGAUGAAGGCUUCCGCUUCCCACCCAAGACCCAGAUUAGCGGAAGCAUGCUGGAGAGCAGCGCGCCUCCUGAGUGGAUUGAUUCCGAUGUCUGCAUGCGAUGCCGUACUCAGUUUAGCUUCAUGAAUCGCAAACACCAUUGUCGCAAUUGUGGGAGUGUCUUCGAUGCGCAGUGCUCCAGCAAAACCCUCCCCCUGCCUCAUCUCGGAAUCUUGCAGCCUGUUCGGGUCGAUGACGGAUGUUACGCCAAGCUGACCUCCAAGCCAUUUGUAUCAAGCGGCCUUUCGGAUCGGUCCGCAUUCAAAAACAAUUCUAUAACAAAAUCCAGCGUGAUGGAGCCGCGUGGAGCUAGGGCAGAAGGGGGAUUUGACGAUGAUCUACGUCGGGCUUUGCAGAUGAGCUUGGAGGAAGCACAGAACAAGGGCUCAAGUGGCUAUGUCCCGCAGGCUUCGACCGUCCAGGAGCCACCCAAAGCACCCAGUCAGCCUGUCAUAGAAGAAGAGGAUGCGGACUUGAAGGCUGCUAUUGAAGCAUCGCUGCGUGACAUGGAACAACAUAAACAAAAACAUGCGGCCGCUUUGAAGAAUGCACCGUCUACAGAUGUCCCGUCCCGUCAGACACCAAGUGCAACACCUUUGCCUAAAAACCCUUACGAGCUCAGCCCAGUGGAGGUAGAGAACAUUCACCUUUUCGCCGCUCUCGUCGAUCGGCUUCAGCACCAGCCUCCGGGGACCAUACUACGUGAACCUCAGAUACAGGAAUUGUAUGAAAGCAUUGGAGCCCUUCGUCCCAAAUUGGCGCGGAGCUAUGGAGAGACCAUGAGCAAACACGAUACACUCCUUGACCUACAUGCGAAACUCUCGACGGUUGUUCGAUACUAUGAUCGCAUGCUCGAGGAGCGUCUAUCCAGCGCUUACUCACAACAUUCGCUAGGUUAUGGAUCUGUCCCUGGUGGAUCGCCAUAUCCCAGCAUCUAUCCGUCAAUGCCUGCUCCUCCGACUGAUGGGAAAACUGGAUCUGAAAAUUAUUACUACGGGAAUCCGGUCGCUGAGAAUCACCAAACCCCGACCACGCCGUACUCUCAGCCUCAACCCGACAGGGAAUUGCAUGAACGAGUUGGCACACGCAGCGGUGCCAUGAGUCCCAGCGUAUACGCGUAUCCCUCCCAGUCUAACCCACCCACCAUGCCUUGGAACGGAAACGCUCAUGGUGUCGCAUCUCCGCAACCUUCAAGCGCCAGUAUGGCUUUUCCCAACAACCCUUCGGCUUACCCCGGACCCGCUGCUCCGACUCAGUUCUACGCCCCUCCACAACCCGUGGAACAAGACACAAAGCCGGUUCAACAUCCCAGACAGUUUGAGCCAGAUAUGCCUUACCAGCCGUCACCUAUUUUGCAACGUGAUGCGCAACAUCAGCCAUCUGCACUACCAGCACCGGAUCUACCCACUGACCAAGUGUCAGCUUCCAGCUACAUGCAUUUAACGGAUCCCCAUCCUAUGCAACCUAGUGGUCAAGUGCUUCAGCGUCAGCCCACCGACCCGUCCGGUGCAUCGUUCUACGCUCAGCCGCAGCCUCCACAGGGAUCUCCGUUCCCGCCUUACCCCCAGGGAACACCUGGACACCAGGGCCCAUCCGUUGGAGAUGUGUCCCCGGUGGGUAUGGCGCCGACUCAUGCACAGUAUCAACAAUCGGCACCGAGCCGGCCACCGGUGGAAGAAAGUUUGAUUGAGCUGUAGAGGCGGGGGUGGGGCCGAGUUGAGCCUUUUUCCCGUGUGAUGAUGCGGUUCCUUAAUUAUAUAGUCUUUUGUCUCACCAUGAUACCAAACGGAUUGGUUGUUUGCACGCCACGAAAUUGUCUCUGCAGUUCUCACAAUCCCACGGACAGAAGACGUUGGAGACCAUUGGUAGUGCUCAUCAUGUAGGACAGACGGUAGAUAGAUGACGCAUCCACUGGAGCCGG
Molecule: messenger RNA, 2877 nt
Organism: Aspergillus ibericus CBS 121593
Lineage: Eukaryota; Fungi; Ascomycota; Eurotiomycetes; Eurotiales; Aspergillaceae
Gene: vps27
Product: ESCRT-0 subunit protein VPS27
Exons: 5
Coding region: 500-2653 (717 amino acids)
Biological process (GO): protein targeting to vacuole; protein transport to vacuole involved in ubiquitin-dependent protein catabolic process via the multivesicular body sorting pathway
Cellular component (GO): ESCRT-0 complex
Molecular function (GO): ubiquitin binding; metal ion binding; phosphatidylinositol-3-phosphate binding
Source: RefSeq, a predicted model, not a curated record